This is a messenger RNA of Sordaria macrospora k-hell, 2235 nucleotides long. RefSeq lists its product as uncharacterized. Lineage: Eukaryota; Fungi; Ascomycota; Sordariomycetes; Sordariales; Sordariaceae. The record is from RefSeq and is a predicted model, not a curated record.
AUGUCGGUCGAACGACUUCUGACCAACGUCCUUCGGUUAUACCAGGACGUCCAUGACGAUGAUCGCACCGAACAGUUAUACUCAACCACCACCACGCUGCUGACCCACCUCUCCAACCCGCUCAACAUCACCGUCCUCACCUCACAACUGCUCAAUGCGCCGGCGAUAUGGGAACGCGGCGAUGGAAUGAGGGCCUGCUAUCGCGUCAUCAGCAUCUUCAACAGCGCUGCCACCCACGUACGCAAAAAGGAGUUAGAGGCUGCCAAGCUACAGGAGCAAGCCAAACACAACAAGCAGCCGCCUCAGCCACUUCCACUUCAGACGCACCCGGCACUGCAUGGGCCGCCCGGGUCGCGAGGGUCGCAGGGCCCGCCGCCAGGUUCGAGGGGAUCUCAGGCAGGACCACCGGUGCCACAGGCGCCACGCACCGGUGGUGGGCUGUCGUGCGAUGACUGGGUAUCAGCCGUCCUCAAGGGUGCUGACGACAAGUCCAGCAGGUGGCAGCAUCUGCUUGUCUUCUGCGGCAUCCUCCUUGGCAUGACAAGUCAGAAAGACCCCAGGAACCGCCAUGGCCUGAGCUACUCGAUGCGCAAUACCGUCGAGGAGGCCAUCGUCACCGCCGUCAACCUUGCUCUCCGUCCCCAUGAGCAACCACACGGGCAACAACGCGAACUAGAGCCCCCCGCUCCCCCAGGCCCGAUAGCCCUGGCCCUUACCUACGCUUUCCCGUUACUCUCCAAGUCGUCUCGCCUUGCCUUGGACUGUGAUGCUAUUGUGCCCGUUGCUCUGAAUGGCAUGACUGGAGCAGAUGGCCUCCAAGACGGCCUGUUCCUUUGCACUAUCGAUGGAGAUCUCAAGCAGUCAGGAAACCAUUUUACCUGGCAGGAGAGUUCGCCGUCUGCCCUUCUUCUCCGCCAGCUUGAGCAAAAGCCUCUCGUCAAUGGUCUUGGACCUCUGUCAAAGGUUGUUGGAUUUGCCAUCGAACAUGCGCGUGAUGCCAAUGUUGUCCUGCAAGCUCAGAACGACCUGCUCACGUUCACCCAAAAGCUCUUGCACGAAUGGGAGGCUAGCAAGCUCUCGGAAAUCGAAAUCUCCGAGGAGGAAGUGUACCUUACCCAAGAUACUCUACAAGGUCCUUGGGUGGCUCUGUGGACACUCUUGAGGAAGGUCAUGUAUGGCUCAGUUGCUGUGUUGCAGACCAUUGUGGCUCGCAGCCUGCUCGAUCCUCGGAUGAGGAAUGAUACCAUGGCACCCGUCGUGGCUAGCAAGACCCUCAAGGCCCUCCGCUACCUCUACUUCAUUUCGUCUCGGAACGGAAGCGAUGCCUUCCAGGUAUACACCUUCACGUACCUUACGUCCGUUGACAACCUGGCGAGGUACUCGGACGCCUGUGCCGCAUUUCUACGCGAUACGAAGCCACUUAACCCGGGCACCAUUCCUCCACAUCCCCUUCACAGAACCCUGGACUUGUUCUACCUGAACGUUGCCGAACACCUCCCGCUCAAGCUGACACCUGAGGACUGCGACUCGCUCAUUGUGCAACCGGCCAUGGCCUACCUGACUCACUCAACUCCCCUCUCGCCACGCAUGCUCGAGUUGUUCGAGGCAGCACACAGCGCUGUCCUUUCGGUUCUCUCGUGCCCACACAACGCACCCGUCACCGUAAAGCUCGCCCCUUUUUAUGCCGAGGCUCUGUUCUCGGCCUUCCCCACUCACAUUUCACCGCGCCAGUUCCGCCUGGCCUUCAAGACCUUGAUGCAGAUCCUCUCUCCCCCGUACCCCAUCUCGUCAACCCACCCGCAGCUGGCUGAGACACUUUUAGAGAUGGUCCGAUUCCGCAUAGGUGUUGCAAGCAAGGUGCCAUUGCCGCCUCCUGAAACCCAAGUCCAGUCGGGCACUCCCGAGCUACCCGUGUCUGAGCAGAGUACCUUGGUGAUGACCUUGAUAGACUCUUUGCCGUUCCUCCACCUCAAGAUCUUUGAGGAUUGGCUAACGUUGGCCGCUCAUGCUGUGAACCAGAUCGAGGACGUGGCCAUGAGGGAGGCUGCCAAGAGACGGUUCUGGGAGAUUUUGGUCAGCGGAGAAAUGGACGUCGAGAGAUCGGCUAUUGGUGUCGCAUGGUGGGGGACAAAGGGAGGCAGGCAAGCCGUUCUCUACGGAUCUCAAGGAGGACUUCCUGAAGUGCCCAUGAUGAGUGGUGCCAUUCAGAACAACAUGGACCGAGCCAAGCUCUGA